Aspergillus calidoustus is the source of this 2475-nucleotide messenger RNA. The record is from the annotation of a GenBank genome assembly. NCBI's taxonomy places the organism in Eukaryota, Fungi, Ascomycota, Eurotiomycetes, Eurotiales, Aspergillaceae.
AUGGCCGCACAAUCAACGCUCCGGCUCGGGCAGGAUCCUCUCGUGGCGCUAUACACUUACUACACCAAUUUCUUCCGGGACAAGGUCAAGCGAUCAUCCAACACCACGAAGCUUAUCGCUACCCUUUCACUUAUCCUCUCGAUCAUCGGCACCGGGUAUGGAGGCUAUAGCUGGAUUAGGGAGACAGCUAAAGAACGUGCCAGGGGAAAGCGACUACUUCGGCGGAAUUCUGGAAUAAGGGGCAAGGAUGGAACUCGGACGAUAUAUGUACCUUACAAGGACUCCUUGACCUCCAAGGUCAAGAUAUAUCCCACAAAACCCACGACUUUCGAUGCACAUCGGAGGCUUUUCCUAAACCCUCCCGCGUCUGCUCGCACAGGAGAUGAGGACCCAGUCGGAGGGAUACCGCCUCCGACAACUAAACCGGGCUUGAAUCUUGCAUUCCUGCACCAGUUUUUGAGUCUUGGAAGCAUUAUGGUGCCACGCUGGGGCAGCAAAGAGACUGGGCUAUUGAUGAGCCACGGUGUUUUCCUGCUGUUGCGAACAUACCUGUCGCUGUUAAUUGCAAGGCUAGACGGUGAGAUUGUCAGGGAUCUCGUCGCAGGGAAGGGACGUGCUUUCACCUGGGGCAUCGUGAAAUGGUGUGGCAUCGGUACUCUUGCAUCGUACACCAAUGCUAUGAUUAAGUUUCUCCAGUCAAAGGUGUCAAUCGCGUUCCGGACUCGUCUCACACGAUAUAUCCAUGACCUCUACCUCACAGCGGACAAUAACUACUACAAGUUGAUGAACCUUGAUGGUAGCAUUGGCCAGGGGCCGGAUCAAUUUAUCACCCAAGAUCUUACUCUGUUCUGUUCCGCCGCAGCGGCACUUUAUUCGUCUAUGGGGAAACCUAUGGUAGAUCUCUUCGUGUUCAACUAUCAGCUGUAUCGAUCAUUAGGUCCCUUGGCUCUUAGUGGAAUACUCACGGGCUACUUCAGCACCGCCGUUGUUCUGCGGAAACUUUCACCACCGUUUGGAAAGCUCAAAGCUGUCGAAGGCAAAAAGGAAGGUGACUUUAGGGGCUUACAUUCCAGGUUAUUGGCCAACGCAGAGGAGAUUUCUUUCUAUGGCGGCGCCGACACGGAGCGUGUGUUUUUGACCAGAAGUUUCAAAGAUCUUCAGCGCUGGAUGGAAGGCAUUUACAGCCUCAAGAUCCGGUACAAUAUGCUUGAAGACGUGAUCCUAAAGUACUCCUGGUCGGCAUUUGGAUACUUGGUCACAUCUUUACCCGUCUUCCUUCCUGCAUGGGGUGGUCUGGGUGGUGCCAUGGAGUUGGCCGACGCAUCCGAAGCCACCGGUCGUGAACGGGGCCGUAUGAAGGAGUUCAUUACCAACAAACGACUGAUGCUGUCAUUGGCCGACGCUGGUGGUCGGAUGAUGUACAGCAUCAAAGACAUCUCCGAACUGGCUGGCUACACAUCACGCAUUUAUAGCUUAAUUUCCACCCUACAUAGGGUACAUGCAAACGCGUACUACCCACCGCCUGGAGCCGAGUCGGACCUCUUCUCCUUGGAAGACGUACAAGGCACUAUCCACAACGGAUUCGACGGCGUACGCCUUGAACAAGUUCCUGUUGUUGCGCCAUCUCUUUAUCCUCGGGGUGGAGAUGAGCUCUUGGAAUCCUUGUCGUUUGUUGUACAUUCUGGCGACCACCUUCUCAUUUCAGGGCCUAACGGUGUGGGUAAAUCUGCCAUUGCGCGCAUUGUGGCUGGGCUAUGGCCCGUUUACCGUGGCCUUGUUAGUCGUCCGAGAGGCUUUGGGCUCGACGGCAUCAUGUUUCUCCCACAGCGGCCGUAUCUGAGCGUAGGGACUUUACGUGACCAGGUCAUUUACCCCCAUACAGAAAUUGACAUGCGAGACGCCGGCGUGUCAGAUUCGGCUCUCCAGAAGGUCCUCGAAGAUGCUCACCUCGGCUAUCUUCCCUCCCGCGAAGGUGGAUGGGACGCUCGCAAAGAAUGGAAGGACGUGUUGAGCGGUGGUGAGAAGCAGCGAAUGGCCAUGGCGCGGAUAUUCUACCAUGAACCCCGAUAUGCAUUCCUUGAUGAAGGAACUUCUGCCGUUUCCUCUGACGUCGAAGGACUACUCUACCAACAAGCAAAGGAGAGAGGGAUUACGGUGAUUACGAUUUCCACGCGAGCCUCGUUGAAAAAAUACCAUACAUACAACCUUGCUAUCGGCGUUGGUCCGGAUGGGGAGCAAUGGGAGUUUGAAAGAAUCGGCACAGCAAAGGAGAAGCUCGGUGUUGAGAAGGAGAUUCAGGAAAUCCGCAAACGUCUUGACAAUGUCGAAGACUGGAAGAAACGCCGAGAAGAAAUUGAGCAUGAGCUUCAGAAGGUUUGGGUUGACAAAGGGGAGCUUGCGCCUCCCCCAUAUGAAGAGACAUCGAGCACAACAGAGAAUGAAGCGGUCGAGGUCACUGCAAGCAACGCAGAGUGA